Molecule: messenger RNA, 1540 nt
Organism: Daphnia pulicaria
Lineage: Eukaryota; Metazoa; Arthropoda; Branchiopoda; Diplostraca; Daphniidae
Product: compound eye opsin BCRH2-like
Exons: 5
Coding region: 177-1337 (386 amino acids)
Biological process (GO): visual perception; G protein-coupled receptor signaling pathway
Cellular component (GO): membrane
Molecular function (GO): G protein-coupled receptor activity
Source: RefSeq, a predicted model, not a curated record
GGAAAGUUGGGUCAGUGCGCCAUUUGCCCACUAUCAUCUGCCGUGAUAGUAGGAGAAAAACGUAGUCGUCAACUUGAAUCUUCAUUUCGCUCCAACAUCAGCAGUUUAUUUUCAGCAACUACUUCUCAUACAUUUACCGAGUGAAAAGUACAUCAUAUUCCAACAAAUCAGAGAAGAUGAAUCAAUCAACAGAGUUGACGGCCACUGCAAUGGCGCAGCACGGAGGCUACAAUCCUUGGGUUCUUCCGGAUUCUUUCACCAUCCUUUCCUUCGCUCCGGAAGACAUCCGUGGCUUCCUCCACCCCCACUGGCACACCCAGAAAUCCCCGCAUCCCAUGCUUUAUUACUUCUUCGGAUUGUAUUAUUUAGUCAUGGGAUCUAUCGCCAUCUGCGGAAAUAUAAUCGUACUGAGGAUCUUCAGCAACAACGAGAAGCUACGUACGCCAGCCAACAUGCUUGUUAUGAAUCUGGCUAUGUCUGAUCUCUUGCUCAUGGUCACCCUCAUCCCUGAAUGCGUCUACAACUUCUUCUUGGGAGGACCAUGGCAGUUUGGAGAGUUGGGAUGUCAAAUCCACUCAUUCUGCGGCGCUCUCAUGGGAUACAACCAGAUCAUGACAUUGACUCUCAUCAGCUGGGACCGUUACAAUGUGAUCGUCAAGGGUUUCAACGGAACGCCAUUGACUUUCUCCAGAGCCAUCAUCUUGAUCAUAUUUAGCUGGGUGUGGGCUUUAGGAUGGUCUAUUGCUCCUCUGGUCGGAUGGGGACUAUACGCAAUGGACGGUAUGCUCGGAACGUGUUCAUUCGAUGCUGUAACGACAACGAUGAACAACAAAUCUUACCUGAUGGCCGCCUUCUUCAGCAACUACGUACUCACAGUGUCGUCCAUCAUCAUCUGUUACUACUUUAUUGUCCAGGCUGUCUUCCACCAUGAAGACGAACUCCGACAGCAAGCUAAGAAGAUGAACGUCACCUCGCUGAGGAGCAAUGCCGACCAGCAGGCCGUUUCUGCGGAAAUCCGUAUCGCUAAAAUCGCCAUUUUGAACGUUACCUUGUGGCUCAUCUCCUGGACGCCGUUCGCCGUCAUCUGCCUUCUCGGCACCUGGGGCGACACGUCCAAGAUCACUCCGCUCGUUAGCGAACUGCCCAUCAUUUUGUCCAAGACCUCGUGCGCUUAUAACCCGGUCAUCUACGCCCUGUCUCAUCCAAAGUACCGAGAGGCCUUAAAGGAGCUCUACCCUUGGAUCUGCAUCGUCCCCAACACCAAGAAGAGUAAUCAGAACGGUGGAGAUAAUCAGUCGGUUAGCUCUGCGAAGACACAGGCUUCCGAGAGUACCUAAACCGAAUGAAUAUACAUAAAGUUUUUAUUCUUAUUAUUUAAUUUAACGGGACGGAUACACGUACAUAUAGCAUACUUACCUUUGAAAAAGGGAAUUGAUCAUUCAAUUUGUUCAGCUAUUCAUGUAUAAGUGUAUCGACAUCGAAACGGAAAUCUGUCAAGGCUAUGGAAUCUGCUAUAUCGACUAAAUCUACAUAAUGUAUA